AUGAUCUCAACGUUUAUUAGUGUGUUUUUGUCUGUUUAAGCUUUAAGUAAAUUCAAUUCAAUCUGAAAUCAUAUCGAAUUGUCAAAUUCCCGUUCAAGUACUACAUUACCCACAAUCCACCAAUCAGAAUCUGCGCCUGCCUACAGUACUUACGGCGUCAGGGUCGAUGGGAUAUUGAGUUUGUAAUUGGAUUGUCUGGUGACACGUUUUCGUUUUAUAUCGACAGUUCAGACGUAAAAUGUACGUGAUGAAACAAUUACUUUAGUUAGUUUAUCUGCCACAAAGGUACAGCGCAGCUGUAAGAAACAUACGUACGCAGUCAAAUGUCUGGAAAUAUACUAAAUUUUCCAGAAUCCAUGUAGUGGAACGGAAGUGACGUGUGUUUUGCGCCUACUGGAUUUAAACUGACACGACCGCUUAUCCAUUAAUCGUGUAAAAAAUAUAAUUUCAGCCACAUAGCUGGUUUUUAAUGAUUAUUUUGAACUUUGAUACAAAAUAUGCGCUCAUUGGGGGGUUAUCUGAAUUAACCCGUUGUUUACUUCGAGAGAUGCUAUUAAAAGCAUUGUCUAAGUUGUUUGGUUUCUAAGGCUGAAACACAUCCGUGCAGAGUCGGUUGACUUUAAAUGAUCCUGCUUUAUAUCUUCAUGCCUGAGGCCAGUUUGCUUACAACCAAACGUUUGUAUUUAAAUCGAGAUAGCGCUCAGUAUGAACUGGGAUCAUCAUUUGAGCUCCAUAAUUUCAGAGGCCGAUGGAAGUGUCGCAAAAAUGAGGGAACAUCUUACCACACAUGGAAGAUCUUCCAGGGGAAAGGAAGAUCUGUAUCCAGUGAGAGAGGUGAUGGCAGGUGAUGAUUUGAAGCCCUCAUCCUCUCUCAGUACUGCAGUUCAGUGGUCAGAUCUGACAGCCAUCCAGACCCAAUUACAUCAACAGAGUCAGGCCAUUGAGACUUUAACACAAAGCCUUCGCUUACUGGAGAGAGAACGUGAUGCUCAGCAAAGACAAAUCCAGACAUUACAAGAGGAGCAGAGGAGACUUAAGGACAGACUAGAGGAGAGAGAGAGGGAUGCCGAGCGGAGAACGUUGAGUCCUGCACCAGACAGACGGGUGGAGCAAUGGAAGAGAGAGAUGGCUCGAGAGUUGAACAGUUUGAGAGGUCAGAUCAACCGAGCCACGACUCUAGAAACACAGGAAGAAAGUUUCAGCUCUAAACUCCACAGAGAAGAACUAGAAAAGUUCAGAAGAGAAGUUGAUAUUCUCAAGAACAAACUGAUGCAACAAGAGGAAGAUACGUUCCAGCUUCAGUCAGAGUCCAGAGAAACAAGGAGACAGUAUGAACGAAACUCUAAGACGCUGGAGAGUCUUUCAGAUUCACACCGCGCACACAGUUUUGAACUUGCCCGGACAGUUUCACAGUACCAGCACACUCAACAGGAAGUACGAGAUGUCAGAGUCACUGUGUCUGAGCUGAAGGAUGAGGUAAGAGGUCUGAUCCUGAGAGACGUCCUGCCCACACCUGCACAUGUGCCAAAGAAACCAGAGGUAACCGUGGAGAUGAGCCCCCGGAGACGGGUAUCGUCAGGGUCGGAGGAUGAUUUCAGUCCCACCCCGAGUCUGGGGGAGAUCAGCUCAGAUGAGCUGGAUACAUCCUGGCUAGAACCAGAGAAACACACAAGGAGUCGCCGCCGACGUGUUCGCCAAAGUUUAGACCUGUCAGGAAGUGAUCUCAGCAAUGCUGGAAGUGAGCUUGACGGUAACCUUGACAACGAUGCUGAAGACGUGGCCGGAGUUUUAGACAGCCCUCCUGAUCUCAGUCUCAGUGACCUCUGACCUUAAAAGCCAUAUAAACUAUCUGCUGAUACUUUAAGCUACCUGAAGAAAUGGAACCUCUUGCCUUUCCAUAGUGACUGGACUGUUUUAAGAGUGCAACUGAGAGUGUACUUAUGUCACAAAGGCCUGGAGUAUGAGAGGUACUUUUUCCACUGUCAGUAAUGGAUCUACACCAACAUAAAACCCAAUACUGUGAGUUCACUGAGAGGUCUUUGUGUUCUCUGUAUGACUGACAUUAGUGUCUUUAUAACGGUAAUAUUGAGAUACUGAAGUAUUUCUAAAGUAUUAUUGAAACUUCUUAGUAUUAUAACUAGAGAUAGACAGAUAUAUCGGUUUUACAGAUUUAUCUGUGCCGAUAGUUGGUGUUUUUUUUUUUUUGGUUAACCGUAGACUUGAUCAGCAGUUACAGAAAUACUCAAAAAAGCUUGUCUGGCACCAACAAUCAUGCCAUGGUCCAAAUCACUGAGAUCAAAUUUUUUCCCCCCAUUCUGAUUGUUGAUGUGAACAUUUACUGAAGCUCCUGACCUGUAUCUGCAUGAUUGUAUGCACUGCACUGCUGCCUCACGAUUGAUGAUUGUUGGUACCAGACCGGCUGGUUUGAGUAUAUCUGGGAUUUUCACACACAACAGUCUCUCGAAUUUUCUCCGAAUGGUGCCAAAAACAAAAAAAACACCCAGUGAGCGGCAGUUCUGUGGACGGAAACGCCUGUUGAUGAGAGAGGUCAACAGAGAAUGGCCAGACUGGUUCAAACUGACAAAGUCUACGAUAACUCAGAUAACCGCUCUGUACAAUUGUGGUGAGAAGAAUAUAACAUCAGAAUGUUAUACUGAGAUGCGGGUUGGCACUGUUUGGCAGCACGAGAGGGACCAACACAAUAUUAGGCAGGUGGUUUUAAUGUUGUGGCUGAUCGAUGUAGGUCGACCUAUUAUUAUAAUGAAGUAAGCCGUAAAACAGCAUUUGAAAUCGUAACUAUCGGCCGAUUCAUCGGUUGUCAGCCCUUUGGACCAAAUUAGUUAUCGGUAUCUGCAAAAUCCACUAUCGGUCGACCUCUAAAUAUAAUGAAAUAAGUUGCAUUUAAAAUCCUUUUCAUUUUUAUUUUGUAUAUCAACAUCCAGUAUAUCCAAAGGGUUUUUGAUGCUGGUUAAUGUAAAUAUAGUCAGUGAAUUUGGAAUCCGUAUGUGGAGAAUUAUUUGGUAAAUAAAUCGGCAAUUGAUUGGAUCAUGAAAAGCAGGCGUUCCAUACAAGACUGGAUCUCAACGUAGCCCAACAUAAGAAACACUUAACCGACACUUCUUUUUCAAAUCAAUUAAUGUUAACUGCCAUUAAAUUACUGUGUCAACUAUUAGUAAGAUUUUAGAAAGGCUGCAUAACCUACAACAGUAGCUUAAAACAAUUCAUAAACCGCUAUUUGCUGAAAAGUCAUUCAGAUAAGACCAGGAACAAAACGCUGUACUUUCUCCGCAGUCGCUCUCUUUGCUGAAGGUCACAGAUGUUAUUACCUUGCAAUGUUUACAAGAGUGUUUGACCUUUAAAUCAUGCUGUUUCAUAGUGUUAGGAAAGUGUUGUCCUCCCAAAAGUCCUGUUAUUAACCGUUUCUUGUCUGCUUUAGUUAAAUCUCAACUAGAGUUACUAACUCAUCUGCCCGUUUUCCUGCCUCUAUUGUUCAAUAUCACAAGAACAUCCAGAAUCCUUUUGCCCGACUUUUUCCACUACUUAAAACUCUCUCUCUCUUUGGGGUUGGGAACUGAGAACCAGAGGCGCAAAAACCAUAUAUGCAAGGUAGGGGCACCAUGUAAAGGGGCGCAUGCUCAACAGAUACAUGGGGUGCAAAAUUUUGAUGCACUCAUGCACAUGCAGAAAUGGGUAGCUACGCCCCUGCCGAGAACCAGUUCUUAUUCGUACCGUUCCAUUGUAACAGUUCUACUGUUUCCAUCAUUUUUGCAUAAUUUAUUUUUAUUUAUAUAUAAUGGUUUCCUUCAUCAAAACGGUACAAGGCUUGGUGACUUUUACUACAUUUGCCAUCUGAACACACAAAAAACUCUGAAUUGAUUCUAUGAAUCCAGGUGGUUUUAUCAAUAAGUGUUACACAUUUUGCAUUCCCGAAAAUAAUUAGACUUGUAACACGCACACCACUUGCUCUCUCUCUCUCUCACACUCACUCACUCACUCACACACACACACACACACAUAUACAGAAAUUAGGUGUGGAAGCCGCACCAUCCAGACAUAACACUUAAUCGUUUAUGAAAACAAAAUUUCAUGUAAAGUUAUACAUGUGGCUUCCUUUGACCUUCCUCACAUUUCUAUUUCAGCAGCACAAUAAUGAAAUUUCUUACAUUUACUGUUUGGUCAUUUUUGACCAAUUCAACGUUUGUAUUUGUAAUUAAAAUGUUUUCCUUCAUCUGAAUGGGACAAAGCUAGGUGACCUUUUCUACACUUGCCAUCGCAACACACUUACAAAUUUGUUUUUAUUUUCAAGACUUUAUUCAUUUUCUUCACUGCUUAUUGCUUUUUUGAAUGAAUAAUUUGUUUAUUGUUGUUCAUUAUCUUGUUGUUCGUUAUCUUGCCAUUUUAUUACUUUGCUAAAUAUAUAUCCAAAUUCAAAACUUAAUAUCUAGACUGAAAUGUAACUUUGUUACAGUAUUGUUCUACAGUGACCAGGCAGCAUGUGGAUCACUGCUGCCAUCUACGGGUUAUAAUUGUCAUUUCAUCUAAAUAUAGAUAUUUUCCAGCAGACGCUCCAAAUGCACAACACAUCUGGAGAUUUUCUGGGAGUUUAUGUUUUUAAUUAGUUGGAAGUAAUAUAAAAUGUGUUUAUUUUAUAUGAAAAUAAAUGGUGGAAUUUAGAGGUAAAUUAGGUUGAAAUACCAUAAAAUUCAAAUAAAAUGCAUGAUAACGUUUAUAAUAAGAGUGUCGGCCUGUAACAAAGACUGAAGAAGGGUUUAAACAAAAUACUGGAAUUGUAUUCAUUUAAUUGUGUAUUGUAAUUAAAGAUAGGCCCACACUUUUAGUUUUGUGGCAGUCAGUGGACCAUAUAUUGGAUUUAAUUGAUGCCUCUAAAAAGUCUGUAUAAACAGCUUUUGCAAGAAUUGUAUUAAAAAUGUUUCUGAUAUAUUCUGUUAUACCUGCUCUGUUGAAAUCUGAAAUGAGCUUAUAAUUUC
Molecule: messenger RNA, 4988 nt
Organism: Xyrauchen texanus (razorback sucker)
Lineage: Eukaryota; Metazoa; Chordata; Actinopteri; Cypriniformes; Catostomidae
Product: cingulin
Exons: 11
Coding region: 706-1827 (373 amino acids)
Source: RefSeq, a predicted model, not a curated record